UCUAUGUUAAAGAUCUUUGAAACUUGUCCAGUUUUUUCGGUUCUUAAUUUCCGUGAACUUCUUGUGGUAUGUAUCCGGAAAUUGAACUUGGCAGGUGCCAUUGUAGUACAAUCACUACCAGUGACCAAAAAAAAAAAAAACUUGGCAGGAUUCUUAUGUGAUUUUCAAAGAUUCCGAGGAAGUCAUUGCCGGCUAUGGGACCUCAGGAAGAGUCUCAACGUACGACGGCCAUCUAUAGAGGGCGAAAGAAAUCGGAAAAGGUUUGAAAAAGGGAACUCGCAAAGGAUUGAUGGGAUGCCAACAUAUCCUUAUUUUUACGCAGAUGAUCUGGUUGGUGUUUUGAAGCAAAAGCAUUCUUUAGGAGCGUAUAAAAGCUUGGUGUUCUAUCUCGAAGCUUGUGAUGGCAUUCUUCCAAAAGCACAGUACCGAAAAGCCCCAGAAGGUUCUCAGAGGAAAGCUGAAGCACAAAAGCAGUCUGUAGAGGUAAUGCCUCACCGGAUGCACGUCGACCGCAGCAUUGGAAAGCUUCUAUUUGGGUUUGAAAAAGGUCCUCGAGUACUUGAAGUUGUUCGUCCUGCUGGACAACCCCUUGUAGAUGACUGGGACUGUCUUAAGAGUUAAGACCAUGGUGAGGACCUUUGAGACCCACUGUGGAACUAAAAACUUUGUCUAUAUUAUCAUUACUGAGCAAAACUGGAGAGGCAAGUUAAAAAGGAACCAUUGAAAUGCAGAAAUGCCAAAUAUAAAGUAAUCGAUCCCAUUAGCCAUAGAAAUACUAUUGAAUCUUCCGAGUUAUUAUCAGUGAAACAGAACAGAAACAAGC
Messenger RNA from Papaver somniferum (opium poppy), 823 nucleotides. Its product is annotated as vacuolar-processing enzyme gamma-isozyme-like. The transcript has 5 exons. The record is from RefSeq and is a predicted model, not a curated record. The coding region runs from base 4 to 621 and encodes 205 amino acids. Lineage: Eukaryota; Viridiplantae; Streptophyta; Magnoliopsida; Ranunculales; Papaveraceae. Gene Ontology annotation, molecular function: cysteine-type endopeptidase activity. Gene Ontology annotation, biological process: vacuolar protein processing.